Molecule: messenger RNA, 12434 nt
Organism: Rhipicephalus sanguineus (brown dog tick)
Lineage: Eukaryota; Metazoa; Arthropoda; Arachnida; Ixodida; Ixodidae
Product: vesicular glutamate transporter 2
Exons: 15
Coding region: 776-2656 (626 amino acids)
Biological process (GO): monoatomic anion transport; synaptic transmission, glutamatergic; neurotransmitter loading into synaptic vesicle
Cellular component (GO): synaptic vesicle membrane; excitatory synapse
Molecular function (GO): L-glutamate transmembrane transporter activity; neurotransmitter transmembrane transporter activity
Source: RefSeq, a predicted model, not a curated record
UGAGACGGCCAGGCCACUGAUGUUCCAAUUCCACGUUUAUAAGCACUCGCACCCGCGCAGACGUCCACAUUCGGCGCUAAGCUCAAUGCAGGCGAAAGCAGAAUGGUGACCAAAGAAAGCACAAUCUCUGGGGUUGACACGAGACUCGGACAAAGCAGCCAAAACAAUGCUUGAGAGCCUUUUGCAACAGAAUGCUGUGACGCGCAGCUGUGCACGUGGAGAGGGUAGGGCAGCCGGUAGGCGAGGAGGAACAGCUGUUGUACGGAACGCUUUUUAAGGUGGUGAAGAAAAGCGCCUCGCACUUCACGCGACGAGUCUCGCUGACGUUUCUGACGUAGCAGCACGAAAGCAACAAAAAAAAAAAGGGAAGCACGAACAAGUGACGGGAGUGACGAUAUGGGUGAUGAAAACGGCUCGUGAAUGUCGAAGAAAGCCGGUGCCCCAGCCGAGGGAGCGCGGCGCCUGCGCUGUUACAUCGUACGGUCAACGGUCGCCGCAGCGAGCCUGCUCGUAAAGACAGAGACGGAUCGUAGAUGCUCCGUCGCUUGUGCGAGCGGCGGGCCGGCUAGCUUCUUGCCUAGGCUGUGUACAGCUCCUCCGUGACGGCCGCGUCUCGAGUAGGCCGCCCUGCGCACAUCUCUGAGGACACAUUGGUGGAGGUUCUCAAGGGCGGCUCCAGUACGAGACUCUGCGUUCGUUGAUAGUGGUGAUCGUGUGUGCUCCUUCGUCGGUGGGCACUGCGAAUGUGUUGUGCCAGGUGCACUGACUCGGGGUGAUGGUCGUGUUGAGGUGGCAGAGGAGCGCGUCGUGCGGUGACGCGGGAGGGGGUCACGUGAUCGCUGUCCAUUCGUGCCACCUGUCGCCGUCGACAAUCAACGAGAAGCUCGGACGGCUGCCCGAUGGCGGGGGCGAGUCGCUGGAGAUGCCGACCAUCAAGGCUCUCAAAAAUCUACCACCACCAGACCUCGUCAAGCGACUGAAGAAGCAGGAGGACGAGAAGGGCUUCAUGAAGCAUGACGAGCUCCAGGAAGAGUACUACGAGAGCACAGGCGGCGUGCCCGGCGGAGAGCCGGGUGCCGAAGGCGGCAAAAGCUGGCGCCGCCUGCUGGAGCCCAACUGUCCAUGCUGUGACAUCUCCAAGCGACUCACUGUGGCCCUGCUCAGCUCCAUAGGGUUCCUCAUCUCUUUCGGCAUCCGCUGCAACAUGGGCGUCGCCAUCGUCAAAAUGACUGCGAACAACUCGGACACAAUGAAAGCCGAGUUCGAUUGGUCCCCGGAGACCAUCGGCGUGAUCGACUCGUCUUUCUUCUGGGGCUACCUCAUCACACAGGUGCCCGGAGGAUUCCUCGCAGCCAAAUACCCCGCAAACAGGGUCUUUGGCACCGCAAUAGCUGUGUCAGCGUUCCUCAACAUGCUCAUUCCUGGAGCGGCCAAGAUUGGCUUCACAAUGGUCAUGAUUGUCCGCAUCCUCCAGGGUCUCGUUGAGGGCGUGACGUAUCCGGCGUGCCACGGUAUCUGGAGACAUUGGGCGCCACCCCUGGAGAGGAGUCGGCUGGCAACGCUAGCCUUCUGCGGCUCAUACGCCGGUGCCGUGGUCGGUAUGCCCCUAUCGGGCAUCCUAACCGACUACGUAGGGUGGCAAGCCUGCUUCUAUUUCUACGGCGCGUUCGGCGCCAUCUGGUACGUCUUCUGGCUGUGGCUGUCUUUCGAGAAGCCCAGCAGGCAUCCGACCAUCACCCAGGCGGAGCUGAUCUACAUCGAGAACAGCCUCGGCCAAGUCACUCAGACAGCACCCACGUUGAAGACGACUCCAUGGAAGAACAUCUUCACGUCGCUGCCGGUGUAUGCCAUCAUCGUGGCUAACUUCUGCCGCAGCUGGACCUUCUACCUGCUCAUAAUAUCGCAGCCCAUGUACUUCGGACAGGUCUUCAAAUUCGAAGUGGACAAGUCGGGACUCCUGGGCGCCCUGCCACACCUGUGCAUGACCCUCGUCGUGCCCCUUGGAGGCCAGCUGGCCGAUUACCUGCGGACGCGCCAGAUACUCAGCACCACAGUCGUCAGAAAGAUCUUCAACUGUGGAGGCUUCGGCAUGGAGGCUGUGUUCCUCCUGGUGGUGGGCUACACCCGAAGCACGCCCGUGGCCAUCUCAGCGCUGACACUGGCCGUGGGAUUCAGCGGUUUCGCCAUAUCAGGUUUCAACGUGAAUCACCUGGACAUUGCCCCUCGGUACGCCAGUAUCUUGAUGGGGCUGUCGAACGGCGUCGGCACACUGGCCGGCAUGCUAUGCCCCAUCGUGGUGGAGUACAUCACUGACAAGAAGUUACACGGCGGCGACUACGCGUCCCGCUGGGAGAAGGUGUUCCUGAUUGCUAGCCUGAUCCACUUCGGUGGCGUCGUCUUCUACGCCAUCUUCGCGUCCGGAGAGAAGCAGCCGUGGGCGGAACCUCCGCGAGAGGACGAAGGACCUUCGUGGAAUCCGCUCGAGAAUGCCUUUAAGGAGGACUCGGCAGCGAACAGUGCGACGCAGCAGCAGUCGUCCUUCCAGCGCCAGACAUCGUACGGUGCCACGGCCGAGACAAACUUCCCCGUGUACGAAACACGCGAGGAACGCGUCCAGGAACCAUCCCGGGACGCGUACGACCAGAGGGACUUCUAGCCGGAGAACUAAGGCGGACGGGUACUGCGAAGACGUGGGCGGAGACGUCGAGGCGCCGCCGAGUCGAGAACACGAACGGAAGGAGGGAGGAGGAGGACGAUCAGGACUGGAGGAACCGCGGACGUCAACGGUAACACCGUCGGCGACGACGACGACGAGAGACACGCACGUGGCGACAACACGACGGCCCGCCACGACGCGACCACCGCGGUCCGCCAGAAACGACGACGCCCAUCACGGAGGCAAGCCGAAGGCGCCACGACCGAAGGCGCAAAGCAAGGACAGCACAACGCCGCGGCCUUUUUCGUAACCUGUGCCGCGUUCGAUGAGUUUGGUUAUGUCCUUUCAUAAUCUUUUCAUUUUUUUUCCUUCUGAUCCCUCGUCUACGGAACGAUAGGCUGCGGCUGGCGAGGAGAAAAAAGAAAAGAAAAAAAAACAAAAGAUGGUACGAAUGUGAACAAAAGUCUGCCUAGUUUACCUGCCCCCCAACACUGCUACGCAAACUCAGUGGCUCACCAAUUUCGUGCAGUGGAGCGAAGGCUGAGAAUCUCACCAGCCAGUCACUAGAGAGAGAAGACGAAAGCUCGGCGCCACUGCAUGCAAUUGUGCGCAUCACAGACGGCCGCUCCGUCGGACUGGCGCCGAAAGCGACGCUGUUGCAUUUGUCAGUGUUGCUUUCUGAAGUUGCGAUGUGCCACGCUAUAGAUUCCAAAAUCUUGCUCAAUGGCAUUCGACUUCUCGCUGUUGUCGAAUUCACCAUCUGCUCCGAAUCCCCUUAUUGGCUGAGAAGACUGUCACACAGCUAUCUGGUCAUAUCAAAAGCAAGGUAUUCAACAGCAUUCGACAAGGCGAGAAGCGAACUGCGAUUCAGCCUUCCGGAUUUAAAGCGACCCGUACUUUUCCACUGCCCCUGUAUGAAAUUGGUGAGCCGAAGUAUGUGUAGUAUUAAAUCAGCUUGGCGGUUCUUUCAGCGACUGAGUGAAACUCGGGAUGGUUAUCAUGGCGUUCUGAUAGGAAUGUAAAAAUGUAUACGUAUACAAAGAAACGGUGAAAAAAGAAACUGAAAUGACCUACAAGUAAGUCGAGGUUUUAGGUUUGCCGCACGAUUUCUCUACGAUGUUUAAAUAGUGAACAAAAGAUGCAACGUCGAUGCGAAUAUUGGAAGUUGUGUGGCGACGAACACGCCUGGCCUUCGUAACGCUACAUUAGUCUCCUUCUAUUUCGACGCUGAUGACACGUCCACUUCGACGCAUGGCACGUUCAUUCUAUGUGCGCGAGCCAUUCAUCAGAAAAAGAAAGAAUGAAGUCUUUACUUUAAUCGCCCGACGCGAGCUCCGAAAGGCGGGUACAAGUUCUCAGAACGUUUCUCUUAAGGUCGAGCAGCUGCGGUCGGGCUAAACGUACCGCCUUCGACUUAUCCGAACUACGCGAUAUCGCCGCGAUUUUGCGUAGUAGACGUGCCAGCCUCCGAUGAGUUUGGGGUUCGUCCAGGAACCUCGUUAAAUGCGAGAAAAACGAAACGCAAGCUCAGCGCGAGUUACAGCCCGGCGAGUGAGUUAUCUUACGUACUAUAGACGACGCUGAAGCGUACCGCAAUGAUCUCUAAUAAAAUGUUUAAGCUCUAUGGAGCAACAAGUAAAAUAACUUGAAAUGUUUUAAAUGCGGAUCGAGAAGCGGCCAUUCGAAAGGCUGGUUUAGAGAGAAACAGCAGGUUUAUUUGUUUUGUUUUUUACGAAUAUAACCAACAAACAGAUGACCUACUGCAAACUCCAAAGAGUUUUAGAGGGGAAAAAAUGUCUUAAAGUGAGUGCACAAACUGCUAAGACGUUGACGCUCGCAGACAUGUCGCCGAGACGAGAUGCAUCUGUGUAGGCAAGGACGAUAUUCUUCGAAAAGAAAGUGAAGAAAAUAUUGUUUCCUUCGAGAAAACUGAGAAGUGACUAUGGCGGUCAGUCUACAGUUAUACUGCGGUGUAACGACGUCGUUGACUGGGAUAUUAAAAAAGGAGAAAGGAUAAACAGCCUGGUAGACGUAAAUGACUGUCUCAUAUAGCAACGGUUGCGCCACCGCUCACCUGUAUAAAGAAAGCCGACAGAUUUUCUUUUUCAGCACUCCGGUCUUGGUUUCUCAGUUCCCAUCGCUCUAUAGCGCUGAGAACCGAGAGGCUCCGGCGUAGGCAGAUUUUAAAAAAUGUUCUAAAAAUAUCAACAGUGGUUGUGCCAUCACUGACCCCCUUCCAAGCCUUUCUUCCCGGUGUGAAAUGCGCUGCAGUGGCUGCCUCUGUACUGUAAAACUGAUGCCGUUGCCAAUGCUACUCAAAACAAGAAAGUUUAACUUUACUUGAGUUAGCGAAACAAGCGUACAUGAAAAUAAUAGAUAGAACAAAGUCCAACGGUCCCGAGACGCGUACCGUGACCAUCUGUGAAAAAACAUGGAAUUUGUGUUUCUUUUAUUUGUUUCUGCUUUCAUAAUCGCCCAACAUAGAGCUGUGUUACAUAAGCACGCUACGUUUGUACGCCGUGAGUUAAUGCGAUCAAUCUCGUGCGAGAACGUAUGCGUUCUCGUGCGAGAACGCGACACUCAUUACGUUAUUACUCUAACGUUAUCAGUUGAUUGCACUGCAUUAUCCUAAGACACGCCGUCACCGAUAACGUCAUCGCAUGACGUCAUCAUGUGACGCCGCCGUUUGGUGACGUGACUUUUGGUAGCAUUCGCCGACGACGGUUCCUUAAAAUCUAACUCCGGACGCCGGGCCUUUUUUGUUUUUGUUUUCAUGAAACAUGUAAUGCUUUCGCCUUAAUACAUGAAUUCGUGAGCUCUGCGAAGUGUAGAGGCCGCCACUGCAGGUCCACAGCGCGGAUGACUGCGUAUAGCCCGGUAUGUCUCCCUUCCGCUCCCGCGUAAAUAGCUUAGGCUCGUGUACAUACUAAUCGCUUCGAUGUGAGCAUGGCCGUGCCGCGAUUACCACAAAGCAAUAUAGCGUCUGAACGGCUCUCUCGCGGAACGAAAGGUAGACAGCAGCAGGGCGUGAACUCUCCCUCCCCCUCCUCUGUUACGCUCGAAGCAGGAAAGACGAGGCGGAGAGGGAAAGGUGGCUUCUGGAAUGCACGAACUGCGUCUCAACCCCGUCAAGACAUUGGAUGCUGACGCUGAAGUGGUGCGAUACGUGUUCGGAAUCGAAGAUCCGACUGGCAGAUCGGGUGAGACAUCGCGUGUCCACACUACAAGAACUGAAGCCGCGUGUGAAAGCUUGGCAUAUCGAUGUCGUAGCUGACGUUCGUGUCUGCACUUAUGGUGAAUGGCCGAUUCUGUUUAGGAUAGUAGGUACAGCCAUGGAAAAUUGAAACACGGACAAGGUGUACGUUUAAUGUCGGCACGAUUUCGCCUUGCACACCUAUAACGUGGGGCCUCGCAUUGUGCUCUCGAUUUAUCGCUAACGGAAGCCGUUCCGCUCUGUAAAUUAUUGUUCCUGUUUAAUUUGCCCAUGACUGUACGUGCUUUGAGCGCGAAAAAGAUUGCCCUAUAGCUGCCGCGCUCAUUUCGAGCAGGUAGAGCUUAAUGCACUGUGCGUGCGCUCGAAACCCGAAAAACUUCGACAGCGUAAGUACAGUGUACUAUACCAGUACACUGUAGCGUAAGCAGGGAACAGCUUCGUUGGGGCGUUCGUUUGGCUCCGUGACAUUGCGAUUAUGUUUCGGGCGACAAUGACGCUUGCGGUCUUAGAAAUCCAGAAUCAGCACAGUGGCGGGAUAUGGCUUUAGGGUGAUCUAUUCCGAAUGUCUGAACUCCUGAAGUUGUGUGUUUUAAGUGUGUGGUGUAUGUACGCUCGAUUACGGUGUCUGGGCAGGUGCUACAACGAGAGACUCCCGACGAGUACGCUUAACGCACCGAUGAGUGUGUGCAUCGAGUUGCUGCAUUGAUGCACACGUGUUGACGUUGACGUUGUAAUGAUGUUCGUGUAAUGUUGGUGGUUCUCUGCGUGCUCCGAUCUGUUUGCGAAACGAGAUUACGUUGCAGCAGGUGCGGUGCCGGAAGAGCUUGACGCAAGGUGCAACAAACGCUUUCAUUAUUUUUACUCUGUUGUCAAACCAUGUCAUCGUGAUCGUGAGAGACAGUGUUCUCUGUCACGACGAUUUAUCUCAACGAAACGAGUUUUCCCGAGAUUAUAAUAAGCGCCCCAUCCCACAAGCCCCUCUCACUUUAAACGCACAUGACCUCCCAACUUUAUACGUCAUCUCUCAUACCUUUUGCGUCAUCAUAUUAAUCUUUCCUGAAAUGGUACGAAAGGAGCACAGCUAAGGGAGUGAUUCUUUAGUUUAUUAUUGUUUAGCCUCCUCCUCUAUCCUACCCCCCCCCCCCCCCCCGGUUAUCAACCAAGGUUUCCCGAACGAUGUGAGUAUACUCACAUCGUUCUCCAGAAAUUUAUUUUUCAUGUCCCUAUUUCUUCAUUGAAUAGUAAAACAAAGAAACCCUGCGUUGGUGAUGAUGGUGGCAAAUACGGCACCAUGUACAUCUAUGAACGGCCGACACCGGCGAAAAGCCGGGUAUCAUGAAACGUCUUUUACAAAGGCCAAAUACGCACGCCCGGAACUGAAUUCCUGAAUUGAUAACUGUCGAAAACUCGACGGGGAAUAUGCUUGGAACUAACGCGGAGCAAGUGCGCAACAAGGACAUCGAUUUUUAGACAAUGCCUUUUUUUUUUCUUAAUACCCGAAGCGAGCGUGUUUCAUUUUGUGCACGAACUCAGCCAACUGCGUUUUUCGUUUAGCAGUAUACGUAGCCUCCAUAGUACAUCACAGCAUCGCUACUCUUUGAGCGAAGGUAUCGAAACUUUGCCUUUAGGCACGCACAAAUCACUGCGCCCGACAUAGCCUGGCAGCCAUUUUAUACGAAUCGCUUUUCAAGGAUCAUUAGCAACGGCUUUUCUACACUGUACCGGUGGGAGCCUUCGGAUCUGCUCCAAAGAACUGCACAUGCAGCUCAGGCCAGAGAUAAUCCACGGCCAGUUAACAAAGAGCACCGCCAACAAGUGGUCUAUUAAAUAUCCACACUCGAUUCAAAUUUCGAUCUUUAUUCUUCGCGCUAACAGCAUACGAGCCAUGCCCUUUUUUUUUUUUUUUUCUGGAAAACGCGGCUGUAUUACAAGGCUGGAGGUUUUACGAAAUAUUACUGAAAUUGAGUUUUAGAUCACAAUUUAACAGCAACUCCUCAAGAUAACAUCACCUGAGACGUCAUUCGGCUGAUACCAGGAGCAAUGCCUGAGCGGAUGAUCAUUGAAUUUUUCUUGGAUAUUUUAUGUAUUAUGCCAGCAGACCUUAUAGACUAUAUCUGUUUCACGCUAUCCGUUACAGAAAAGUUAGACAACCUGGCAAUAUUGGUUAACCAACCAUCGCUAACACGAUAUAUAUUUAGGUCUCACCACGCGGUGCGAGGGCAGUAGCAGCAGGUGAUCCACUGGUACAGCAGAAAACGAAGCCUCAAAACUGAGCUUAUAGCACAGUGCAGUAGCCUUGCGUUGUUGCCGCCAUGUUGUUGUUGGCAACAGCCACCCAUAGUCAUUUUGUAAUAUACAGUACAGAGAGAUCGAUGAGGUAUCUGUGAUAAAACGGCCGCGGCUGUAGCAUGUACGCUCUUUGUUUCGCACAGAAUACUCGUCCACCACCCGCACAUCACGAUCUGACUGCUAGUAGCGUCUUUGUCAAGUCCACGUGACGUUUCAAACGGCGUCGCGUGCCCCUUAACGGUAAAGCGUCCUCUGCACGAAGGGAGUGCACCGACCGGUGUGUUCUUGUGCAUUAGUUAUCUAUCACCGCAAACUGUGUGAGUGUAAAUACACACGUAUGCGUGAGCGAGUGCAUGUGUCUGCGUAUGGAUCGCGCGCGUGCUAUCGGGCGUGUCUGUUCGAUGUUUUCUUGCACCAGCACACUUGUGGAGCCUCGGACACGACGAGGCGAUGUGACGGCCUACGCUCGUACGUGGUCACGACACAUGACGAAAGCACAACUCCCAGCACAGUCUGUACAUAUAACAGCGGCAGGUUAUAGAUGAACACGGCGACGUGUCGCAAUCUGGGCACACUACGAUCCACGAUGGCAGUAGUGAAAAACGCAUGUGUCCGAUAACAUGGCUUCCAGAACUGCUGAGGCUGGGCUAUCGGACAGGUUUUUCCAUUCUGCGUGAUACGAUAAAUCCAGCACAAAUUAAACUAAGCAUUCGCUUCUCGUUUUGCUUAGCCACGGGUUUGAGCCACGCGAGACUCCAAAAAUGGCGGCUGCACGUGCAACGUUUAGGAGCCGCCAUUACGCGACAUAUUUAAAUGUGGCCACUGCAGGUCUCGCAGGCUGUCAUACCAACAAAUUUCGCGCUAAAGCUUUGGUGGAAUUCUUAAUCAUUAGUUUCUCGCGUGAUUCCACGUGAUACGCCAUAUUGUUUAAGAACAGAACGAGCAGAAGGAUAUGUCACAUCAGGCCACAUACAACCGUGAGCCCAGAUUGCGCUCCCGCCGCCUCGCAUACUAAUGUAGUGUUUCGUAGACCAAAGCUGUGUAGGUACUAGCGGUGUGAUUGUGAACAUGUAAUCAUCGAACGGGCGCUGCAGGCUCUCGGCCCCGGAUCAAAACCCCGGUGCUCGUGGCGUCGCGCGCCUCGAACUUCACCGACUGCUCCGAUCCGGUCCGGAGCCACUGCAGUCCCGUGUCUCAGUGGCAGUGCUCCGGAGCGAGCGGGAAAACCACCCCCUCGUCUCCUGGAGAGGACACGUACACACGACCCACAAGUCUUUCAAUCUCGCCUAGAAUAUCCGCUUCUACCGCGCGCAAGCUUCCGGGUGCUAGAAGAUGGCGUAUUGUAGACGGAAUCGUCGGUAGAUAUGGCCGGCCGUUUGCCCCGCCCUGCCUAUGUGUUAUCUGUUCUGUUGGCGUAACAUAUUCGUUCGUGGCGUUGCGUUACCUUCAUCUGUUAGCCCCUACACUUACAUGCCGAGAGCUGUCGCAGACUUGCCAACGUGGGUUAGGCUUAGCUCGUCCACACUUCAGAAAAAUACGUCAAAACAGACAGAUUCUUUUCGCUACGCCAGCGAUGUCACGACUUUAUUAAUGUGACCAAAAGCAGUGCAUUAAAAGCUGGUAAGCUCUUAGAGAGAAAGUCGCCUAAUUUGGCGUUUCUGGUCACUUUUUUGGCAUCUUCGCAUUUUGGAGUAUCGUUUUUAAGAACUAGAACACAAUAUGUCUAGGAAAAAAUAAAAAAGAAAAGUCAUCGUUAUCACAUGUGCCGUGACAUGGCGACACUGUCAACAAUAAAAACUUGCCAGCGAUGGUUUCAGGGAGCCCUGCAGGACACAAAGCCUGUCAUACCUAAUGACAACCCAGCACUUCUCUUUCCAAACAUAAAACUUAUCUGGUCUUCAAGCUCUGUACAGUGGCCAGCGUUGCCUUCAUUAUUUACUGCUUAUCAAUGAUUACUAUUAGUGAUCACCAGCAACACCAGAAGUUAUUACUGCUGUUAAUGGGCAGUACCACUAGUGCUGCCUUUGAAAUCUAACCAUGUUGGGUAAAUGUGCACCUUACGUUGCACAAAGCACAAUUCCCAGUUAUUUAAAUCAAAGCAUAACUUAUUCAGUGCUCAGCCCUCCUAGCAUUAAUUCCAGUCACACCAGCUACCGUAGGCAUUGCACAGUGUCAUGUAACUCCCUUUGGCAAGUCUGUCAAGUUCUGCGUGCUGUUGGUGUUUCCAAAACCUUAUGUGAUAUAAAAAUAUAAUAUAGCUCCAGAGAGAAGAUGUGCUGCCGUGGGACCCGCUUGCACUCUCAAACACACGCAUUAGCUUUGCACAAUGCAUUUCACGCAACAUUUCCAACAACUAUACCAACUCAAAUCAUUGCACAUAGCACAUAAAACUGCAUUAGUACAUGCAGGUUUACGCUUCCUCGAUUCCCACAGUGACUACACAACAACUCUUAGAGUUGACAUAAGAGAUGCAAGCUUUGUCGUCAAGUUAGGUACUAACAACACUGGUAGCACCAAAUGUUGACACAACGUUGCCACCACAUUGAGAAAGUCGCUUCAUCGUUGUGGCAACAUUGUGUGCUACUACGGAAAAUGCCAAUGCAGAACAUUAUCAGCCCUAGUAGCACACAAUGUUGGCACAACAUUGAAGCAACACUUUCUCAUUGUGGCGGCAACGUUGUGUCAACAUUUGGUGCUGCUAGGGAGUGUGAUCAGAGCACAAGCGAACCAGUAACCACGACGUGCAUUCUGUUUUGUCCCAACCGUAUUAAAACCCCGGCACAGAUGUUUGUCAGGUGCUCACCAUGCAGCGUCGAAUGUGUCUCGUUGGUUCUCGUUUCGCAUCUACGUUAACCGUUAGUUACCAUAAACUUGUCAAGCUAGCCACAGCAAAGGUCAGUUAGUGCGCGAUAAGCUGCCUUGUCCUUUUUUGAUAGAUCUAGAGCUAGUGCAAGGAUCCGGUGUGUCUGGUUAGAUGCGAGCAGUUGUGCGUGCAAUGCGAGUGGCUCGUCAGAGCUUGCCUUCUCAAGAGCACAAGAAGCAAAGCUCAUCCUCGCUAAGCCAAGAUCAGUCCAGGAACAUGUAGAUCUCAGUUGCAAACAAGGAAGGCAACAUUGCUGUUUCUGUGUUCUGUCAUCCGUGUGUCAUGACUUUAGCCUGUGAAGAACUUGACUUCAGCUCAUCGAGGACAACUGUUAUAUAAACUGUAUAUACUAUACUAUCUACACAUGUAGCUGUAGUGGAUGUUGUAAAAGCGUCGAUUACAAUGUAAUUUAAUGCAUGCGCCACAGACGUCACCUUUUGUCACUAAAACCGCGAGUUCCAAGCAUAUUACCACAGCAAAAAAUGUACCGAAUGUUCCCUGUAGCAAAAACAAAAAGCGAGAUGAAUCAAGUGUGCAUUUUCAUUGGACGUGGAAAUCAAGUACACGUGUAUCAGUGAACAUGGCUUGGAACAUGCCUUGGAAGCCUACUUGCCACCACUGUCAAAGACAGUUCGCUAAACCGGAUACUUGCACCUUGCAAUGAGCUUCUGUGCACCACAAACUCUGCAAUUUUCUCGUACUCGCAACCAACAGGCCCAUCAACAAUCACAAAAAGCAACCUGAGAAAGAACAUAUUCAAAUGCCGAAACACAGUCGUGCAAUCCAGAGGCCACCACCAAGGCCAUCAAGUAAUAACCAACUGUUGAGACAGUUGACAGCCUGAACUAACUAGUCUAAGUAAUAAGUCACAGCUAAAGAAAUAUAUAUACUAUAUAUGUGUGCAUGAUAAAAUGUUUUUUUUCUCUCUCAUGCUGCGCAACAUGGUUGUUACGAAACACAUCAAAAUAAUGUGAUAAUGUGAGUGUACUAUCUACUAACUGCAAAUGUCCGAGUGUUACUUUUAUGUGUACAUCUGCUGUAUAUACGGUACUCUUGGUCAUUACUACGAUUCAUCUAUGGACGUUUUUUCUCUCUUAGUGGAAAAUAUUAGCUGCGGCCUGAACCGCCACAUUGUCUCGUAUUUUGGACUUGUUUUUUCUUUUUUAUGCUGUCCCUAGGAGAGAUGUUUCUUGUAAAUGUGCCCCCAUUGUUAUGAUGUCAUGUUUUGAUUCUACAAGGUCUGUUGAAGCAAACUGUAUAGUUUUUCAUGGGGAAGGGAAAAGCGCAGCCCAGCUGAUGCAAUUUGCUCCCCACAUGUUGGCCUAGAACAUCCAGGUAUAAGAAGAGUCCUGCCUGCAUUAUUCUGUUUUCCUAGAAGGUGUUGCCCAAUGAAUUAAAUGUUACGAAAUGAG